UCAGAAUGAUAUUGACAGGUAUACUGGAGCUAUGGAUACUUUAUUACUUUCCGUUGGUUACUGAUUUAUUGUCGCCUUUAAUAAUACAAUCUUGCUCUACUGCUGUAGAGCACCCGCCAAUUUUUGCCCUUGUUUCACACACGUUAUCAGACAUCUAGUUCUAGCAAGUAUGGAGUAGAUACUGUGUAACGUUCAACUUCAUGUUAAAUCUUUAUUUCUGGUUUGCAUACAGGGAUGUCUGUUGGAAUAGGUAAUAGCUAGUUGAAAAUUUUUGGUUGACAAAUGUUUUAUUGAAGUUGCAUUUGAGGUAUUUUCAAGAUUUUAAACAUUGGAAACCGAUAUCAAGUUGAUACUAUUAUAGGACAUGUUGGUGCCUGGCAUGGGCUUAAGUUUACACCCAUCAGAGUAAUGCAGGCAAAUGAAGCUUAUGGAAAAAAAUGCUGGGAUAGGAACUUAUUUCUUUCAGCAAGUAGAUAAAUGUGUGAGCUGAGAAUAAUCGAGGUGCAUUAUGGAGGAUAAUUCCUCAUGGUCUUUUAAGUAUAGCACGGUACUAACACGUCUGCAAAGUAAUAGAAUGACUUCCUAGUAAAUUUGUCAUGAUUAAAAGAGCUGCGAACUAUGUCUCUUAAGAGUUCUCUGAGAGUCGUGUCCGGUCAUAUCCGACAUGGGCUUUGUGCUAUAUGUGUGCAACUAGUGAUGUAAAUAAGAACUGAGUAGUGAUGUAGAAUCUUUGCUAGAUGAUGUGUUAGAAGGGUUACUGAUGUGAGAGCGGAAAUAUCUUGUAAAUAUUCAAGCACAUUUUGUGCUACAUAUAUAAUACUUACCCUUUCUCAAAACAACUAGGCAACCCCUUAGAAACUGGACUCUUAGAAGUGCGGCUCUUUGCCUAAGCACCUGCAAGGAUAGCAAAACAAAAUUGAUACUUAUUCGUCGAGAGUCAAAUUUAAACUUCGUAGAAUAUGAAAUCAUGGUCAUCUUGGUUCCUGUUAGAAAGAAAAACACCUCCACUUGGGUUGUUGAUUCAUAUUAUGCUCUUAUUUCAAAGCAGAAGAUUUCUUGUGCUUGAAUUUGUAAUUUUCGAUCCUCAUAAGGUGAACUUAUGCAGAUUGCCGAAUUUGCGUUUGGAAUGCUAUUGAUGGUAGCUUGGUGCACUCCUUGACUGGUCACACACAGUCUACUUAUGUUCUGGAUGUUCAUCCUUUCAACCCCAGAAUCGCAAUGAGUGCUGGUUAUGAUGGGAAAACCAUCCUGUGGGAUAUAUGGGAGGGGAUCCCCAUCCGCACAUAUGAUAUAGGACGCUUUAAGUUGGUUGAUGGAAAGUUUUCACAGGAUGGAACAUCAAUUGUUCUUUCUGAUGAUGUUGGACAAAUAUAUUUAUUAAAUACAGGCCAAGGCGAGUCUCAAAAGGACGCUAAAUAUGAUCAGUUCUUCCUUGGGGAUUACCGACCCCUCAUCCAGGAUGCGCAGGGGAACGUUCUUGAUCAGGAGACACAGCUAGCUCCGUAUCGGAGGAACAUGCAAGAUCUUCUUUGUGACGCAAGUAUGCUUCCAUAUCCUGAACCAUACCAGAGUAUGUACCAGCGACGCCGCUUGGGAGCUCUGGGUACUGAGUGGCGUCCUCCUUCAGUUAAAUUUUCUGUAGGCACAGACGCUAAUUUGAGCCUAGGGUACCAUGUUUUGCCCGUGGCUGACUUGGACAUAAUAGCUGAACCUCUGCCAGAGUUUAUCGAUACCCUUUUCUGGGAGCCAGAUAAUGAUAUUCUAAAUGAUGAGACUGAUUCAGAAUACAAUAUGAAUGAAGAGGUUUCUACUGAAGGAGAACAUGAAUGUGUAAGAGACAGCUCUUCUAGCGCUUCAGUGUGUAGUGAAGAAGAGAAGAUGAGACGGAGUCAUAAAGAUAGCCUGCGCAGAUCAAAAAGGAAAAAAUCUGUAUCAGAAGUGGAAGUCACAUCAUCUGGAAGACGUCUUAGGAAGAAAGUUAAGGAUGACGAUGUUGGCACUUCAUCUAGAAGUCUUAGAACUAGGAAAUCAAAAAAUGGGCGAAAAGCUACCACUAAAAGGAAGUCAACUAAACUAAAGUCAUUAAGACCUCAGCGAGGAGCUGCACAUCCUGCUAUUGUCCGUUAUCAUUCUGACAGCUCUUCAGAUGAAGAAGAUGAAGGUAGCUCUGAGGAUGAUUCAUUGGAAACUGAGUCACCAGAAUGUUGGUCAAGUGAUCAGAGCAUUGAAUCUGAUGACAAGCUGCCGAGCAAACAACAGAACUAUUCAACAGGUGGAUCUGUGGAUGUACCUCCUAAAUCUGCUGAACCUCAAACAAACGGUGAGAACAAAAGGAGAUUAGUCCUGAAAUUGAAAAUUCGUGAUGCUAAGAAGCUUGAGUUAUCAAAAGACACUGCAACUCAGUGUGGUGACCAAGCUGAUAAGUCACGUUCUUCUCAAGCUAGUGAAGAGAUAAUUGAAGAUAAUCUGGUUAACCUUAGAUUAAAGGAGCCAGGAUCAUACUCUGCAGAUGAAAUUGGCAUGGAACUGUCUGAGAAAUACAAUAAAACUGGUAUUAUGGUUAAUGACAAGGAACACAAAGGUGUUCUGGGUGAGCAUGCCAAUUUUUCUGCCAGUGUAGAUAUCCAAAGUCUGGCCGAUAAUUUAAUAACUGAGGCUCAAACAAAUCGGGGACAGCUUGAAGCUAGCAGAUCGACUGCUGGAAAUGGUCCACGAGAUGCAGCAUGUUCCUCAGGAGGUGGUAAAAGUUCAUUAUUUCAGUUGUCAUCGUCACCUAGUCAUCAGCCACAGCAAAUAGGCAUCGGUCCAGGAUCAAACAAGCUGACUACCACCAACGACAAUCCUGAAGUAAACCCAAAACCUAGAGUGAAGACAACCAUAAUAAAGAUAAAAGCAAAGAAAGUUUCCAGGGAUUCUCAAGCUCAUUGUGAAUUUAAUCGUCCUACAGAUGCUUAUUGUGGAGAUGAAUCAACAUCUAAAAUCUUUUCCCAUUUGGAACAAAACCAAGUUCCGGAAGUGCCAGAAACAGACAAUGGCCCUGAUAGAUUCGGUCAGAAAUUGCAUUGGGGUGUACUGACGGACGAUACUGUUGACAGAAGCAAGUCUCAUGGAUCUAGAAGGCGCUUACUUCGCAGUCAUGAUAUUAGUGGAAGUACUUCCGAUGCUUGUAUUGAUCAUGACGAAUCAGGUUCUGAAUUCCCUCAUGCCGCUACUGAUGCAGCACGUAGAAAGAGAUCCUUAAGAUUUACUGCAAUGUCAAGAGAUACAGCAUUCAGGAAAGAUGACGUAAAGAUAAGAGAGAACCAUGUAGCUGUAGGUUCAUCAAGAAAUGCAGAAAAGCUGACCAAGAGGGCUACGGGUUUUCUGCCAUUAGGAAGGACUUCAGCUAAUGUGUCCAACCGGUCAUCUACAGACAAUAAAGAGCAUUCUUCCAGGGCGGAAAAUGUUUUCUCAGCUGGAAUGAUCUUGAAUAAGGAAGUAAAAAAAAUGAAUUGGCUGCUAUUGUCAGAGCAUGAAGAGGGUUACCGCUACAUUCCUCAGAUAGGCGAUGAAGUAGUAUACUUCCGACAGGGGCAUCAAGAAUAUAUAGAAUAUAGCGAUUCAUUGGAGCCUGGUCCUUGGACAAAGAAUGCAGCUGUAUUCCGAGCUGUGGAAUUUUGUUUGGUUGAGAAUCUUAAUUACGCAACUCUUCCUGGCUCUGGUGAGAGUUGCUGUAAAGUUACACUUCAGUUCAUAGAUAGCACUUCCCCCGUCUUUGGACAGAAGUUUAAGCUAAAACUGUCUGAACUAGUUAACUUCCCUGACUUCAUUAUUGAGAGAUCUCGGUAUGAGACUGCAAUGGAGAGAAAUUGGUCAUACAGAGACAAAUGUCUUGUUUGGUGGAGGGAUGAGAGUGAUCAAGGUGGUAGGUGGUGGGAAGGUCGGGUAGUUUCUGUGAAAGCCAAAUCUGACCAGUUUCCUGACAGUCCAUGGGAAAGAUGCGGUAUCCUAUACAAAGACGAAUCAGAACCCCAUCCUCAUAGUCCUUGGGAACUACAUGAUAUAGAUAGUUCAUGGGAGCAACCUCAUAUUGACUUGGAAAGCAAAAACAGAGUUUUGUCUUCUAUCACCGAGCUACUGCAUUCAGCAAGCAGAAAUCAGGAUUUCUUUGGGAUUCUAAAAUUGAAACAAGUUGCUGGAAAACUGGAUUUUGUGAAUAGGUUCCCUGUUCCUCUAUCACCUGAUAUAAUCCAGUUAAGGUUAGAGAACAACUAUUAUAGAAGCUUGGAAGCAAUGAAGCAUGAUUUCUCUGUGAUGCUAGCAAAUGGUGAGGCUUACUUUGCCAAAAAUAGAGAGCUUUCAGUGAAAAUGAAGCGUCUUUCAGAUUGGUUUAGUGAGACAUUGUCAGAUUUGUGAGGUCAUGCUUUCCCGUAGCUUGUUAUUUUUCCUCCCUUCAUCCAACUGCCCGGAGAUCCAAUUUUGUGGAUAGGAUCUUCUGUACCUACACUCGAGAAAUGUUGGCCUAGAGUGUUCUGUUGUAUGAUUAAGGUUUUAACGGAGUUGCUUUAACAUGAUAGUAUAUGGUGGGUUUGGAGUACAAUUUUCACAAGUACAAUAUGGACAUUCUUUAAUUUGCUACCUGACCAGAGCUUGAUGUAGUUAUGUUUCUUCUUGAGAAUGUCACAGUAACCAAACUUUCUUACGUUUAGAUAUAGUCUGUUGUUGUUCCGAUUCGAAUGUACGAACUUCAUAUGGGAAAUUGAAUGUAAGUAGUCAACUUUCUUCUAUAUAUAAGCAACUAGUCCGUUCAGCAA
This is a messenger RNA of Nicotiana tabacum (common tobacco), 4793 nucleotides long. The record is from RefSeq and is a predicted model, not a curated record. Lineage: Eukaryota; Viridiplantae; Streptophyta; Magnoliopsida; Solanales; Solanaceae.